AUCAUCCAAACCCGACCCGACCGAUUAUCGUUUCGAACUGAACAAGUCAAUCACAAUUCACACCUUCGUUCCGUUCGUUUCUUUUCCACCUCGCUACUCAUAAAACCUAAUGGCUCCGAAGCCCAAACCCUCGCCGUCGCAGCCUCCCGCUCCACCGCCACUCGAAGAUCUCUUCACCACGCUCAACAAACACAUCCAAGCUUCCGCCUUCACCAAUGCCGUCAAACUCACAGAUCAGAUUCUCGUAAUCGCACCUGGUGACGAAGACGCUCUCCGAUGCAAGGUUGUCGCGCUGAUCAAAGACGAUCGAUUCGAUGAUGCUGUCUCCGCUCUUCAGUCUUCUAAGACUCCUCCCGAGGAUUUUCAUUUCCUUAAGGCAUACUGUUUAUACAAACAAAACAAGUUGGAUGAAGCUUUGCAGUCUUUGCAAAAACAUGAAAGCAAUGACGAAACUAUGCUUUUGGAGUCUCAAAUUUUGUAUCGUCUUGGAAAAAUGGAUGAUUGCUUAGAUAUCUACCAGAAGCUUCAAAAGUCCAAGAUUGAUAUGUUGGAAAUAAAUUCUGUUGCUGCCUUGGUUAUGGCAGGGAGAUCAUCUGAAGUACAAGGAUGGCUGGAUUCAUUUCGGGUCAAAGCAACAAGCAGCUUUGAACUGGCAUAUAAUACUGCUUGUUCUCUAAUUCAAAGGAAUAAGUACACAGAUGCUGAACUACUCUUGCUGUCUGCCCGAAGAAUUGGUCAAGAGAGCCUGAUGGAAGAUAACUGGCCUGAUGAAGAUAUAGAAAAUGAGUUGUCUCCUAUUGCUGUACAGUUGGGCUAUGUCCAACAGCUUCUUGGGCGUAAACAAGAUGCUAUGGAAGCUUAUGUGGACAUGAUUAAAAGAGAUAUGGCUGAUGAAUCAUCCAUUGCAGUGGCAGUAAACAAUCUUGUUUCGCUGAAAGGUCCAAAGGAUGUUUCUGAUAGCCUGAAGAAACUUGAUCGGCUAAAAGAGAAAGAGGCACAAAGCUUUCGCCUAGCUCAUGGAUUGGACUUGAAACUUUCAGCAAAAGAAAAGGAAGCAAUAUAUGCAAAUAGGGUUCUUUUGCUUCUUCAUGCUAACAGGAUUGACCAGGCUCGAGAACUUGUUUCUGCAUUGCCAGACAUGUUUCCCGAAAGUGUUGUACCAGUAUUGCUGCAAGCUGCCCUCUUAGUUAGAGAGAACAAAGCUGGAAGGGCUGAGGAAGUACUGGCACAGUUUGCUGGAAAGUUCCCUGAGAAGUCCCAAGUUCUUUACUUGGCCAGGGCUCAGGUGGCGGCAGCGGCUGGCCAUCCACAUAUUGCAGCCGAUUCUCUGACUAAGAUACCAGCUAUUCAACACAUGCCUGCUACUGUUGCCACCCUUGUAACUUUAAAAGAGCGAGCCAGCGACGUCGAGGGUGCAGCUUCUGUGCUUGAUUCUGCAACCAAAUGGUGGUCUAAUGCUAUGACUGAGGACAAUAAGCUUAAUAUUAUAAUGCAAGAGGCUGCCUCAUUCAAACUAAAGCAUGGACGGGAAGAGGAUGCGGCUAAACUCUACGAGGAGCUUGUUAAAAGUCAGGGAAGCAUAGAAGCACUAGUUGGGCUGAUAACAACAGUAGCCCGUUUGGAUGUUAUUAAGGCAGAGCUAUAUGAAAAGCAACUAAAGAUUUUACCUGGAUUGAAGGGAAUUGAUGUGGACAGCUUGGAGCGUACUUCUGGAGUUAAACGAGUUGAAGGUCCUCCUCAAGGUGUCACUGAAACGAACGAGGAAGGAAAGAAUAAGACAAAAACUAAGAAAAAGAGAAAGAGAAAGCCAAGGUAUCCUAAAGGGUUUAACCCUGCAAACCCAGGUCCUCCACCAGAUCCAGAAAGAUGGCUUCCCAAGCGGGAGAGGUCAACGUUUAGGCCCAAGAGGAAGGACAAAAGAGCUGCUCAAGUGAGAGGCUCACAAGGUGCUGUAGUUAGAGAAAAGCACGACGGGGGUGCUUCGUCCAAUCAAUCGAAUCCGAAGUCUAACCAGGCAACUACCUCCAAAGGUGCAACUCAGAGUGCAGCUUCUGAGCAAAGCAAACCUUCUUCAUCCAAGCCUUCCUCCAAGUCGAGAAAGAAGUCUAGGAAUUAAUUAGAUUUCGUUCUUUCUGAUAAACAUUUUGUAUUACUGACAUUUUGUUAUUUAUGCUUUCAAUUACUAAACGGAGGUUCCAUAUACACUACGAGAGUUCAAUGUCAAAACUGUCAAUUUUGGUUCAACCAAAUGAGUAUAUUUGUGUAUUGGAUGCAAGGGUCAAUGUGUGAGUUUGACGUAUGAAGUGCAUGUAUUUUGUUGAUAGAUUCUUGGUCUAGCAACUUACUUCCCCUCACUAAGCAGUAAGAGAUUUGCUUUACCA
Molecule: messenger RNA, 2381 nt
Organism: Vicia villosa (hairy vetch)
Lineage: Eukaryota; Viridiplantae; Streptophyta; Magnoliopsida; Fabales; Fabaceae
Exons: 6
Coding region: 110-2116 (668 amino acids)
Biological process (GO): SRP-dependent cotranslational protein targeting to membrane
Cellular component (GO): signal recognition particle, endoplasmic reticulum targeting
Molecular function (GO): protein binding; 7S RNA binding; ribosome binding
Source: RefSeq, a predicted model, not a curated record